This is a messenger RNA of Doryrhamphus excisus (bluestripe pipefish), 4125 nucleotides long. RefSeq names its product solute carrier family 4 member 1a (Diego blood group) (gene slc4a1a). Gene Ontology annotation, molecular function: solute:inorganic anion antiporter activity; bicarbonate transmembrane transporter activity; monoatomic anion transmembrane transporter activity. Gene Ontology annotation, biological process: monoatomic anion transport; bicarbonate transport; transmembrane transport. Lineage: Eukaryota; Metazoa; Chordata; Actinopteri; Syngnathiformes; Syngnathidae. The record is from RefSeq and is a predicted model, not a curated record. Gene Ontology annotation, cellular component: basolateral plasma membrane; plasma membrane.
AGUUGCUGAAAGUGAAAUUUCGACUUCCUGCUGCCGGAGAAACAACAAAACUUGGGAUUUUGCUACAUAUUCAACUCUUAAAGUGUCUCAUCCAAACAGCACCGCUGACGUCAGCGGUCCCGUGAGCAGCACAAGACAUCCACGCUGUUUGGCCGCCAUGACAGUCUCAUGUACAGUAUGGGUUGCACGAAAUGUGUCAUCCGGGGAUCAAACAUGUGCGCAUUUGGUCACGGGCCGCAUUCUUUACCACCCAGUAAUGGUUGACGUGCGUCUCGUCAGCAGCGGCGGCGUCCUUGUGACUGGCGGUCCGCCAUCCCCGUUUGGACCACGGACUCACCGAGACCACCAAGAACUGAGGUGGCACGGGAUGAGUUGAGUUUGAGGGAAUCCCUAACAUGACGAUGCAAUCAUUUACCCCUUUUCUACCCCCCCCCCCAGCGUGGCAUGACUUGAAUUCAGCACCUCAGACGACCAACCGUGAGGGCGGCGGCGCUCGGGGAUACCCCCCCCUUUCAAGGUGUCCAUGAAUGAUAGCCCUGUUUUGCUCUCACGCAGGCCUUAUCUACGCCCGCCCAGGCGGGUCUUGGGCUACGGCGUCUUCUGGACUUGACGUACGUUUUUGACGAUGGGUGUUCCCGCUUCCUCGGGGUUGGGUGUCGUCACGGUUUCUUCGCUUUCGGCUCAUUUUCUUCACGCCGCCAACUCCGUGAGCGCCGUGCCGGACACCGGGUGGGAGUACCUGCUUGCAGGGCAUGUAUAAAAGUAGCUGAGAGUGUCGACGCAGAAAGCACCCAUGGAAAACACGUUCAGUUUCGACGAGGCUUUGGACUUGUCAUAUGAAGACAAUGAUGCAGCCCUCCCCUCGGCACUGACAAUGACUCCGAUAGACCUCCGCGGUGUGGAGAUGGGGAUGAAACCUGACGACGAUGACGACGAAGCACCCGUAGAAACGUAUAACAUCCCCAUCGAUUCAGAUGCCUUCCUCAACCUCAACACCAACGCCACCACCAGAGGAGACGCACAGGCGUACGUGGAGCUGAACGAGCUGCAAGGAAACACAUGGCAGGAGACGGGUCGCUGGGUGGGCUACGAGGAGAACUUCAACGCCGCCACGGGGAAGUGGAGUUCUUCUCACGUGUCCUACCUGACCUUCAAGAGUCUCAUCCAGCUACGCAAGACCAUGAGCACAGGUGCCGUCAUCUUCGACCUGAACGCCAGCAGUCUGUCCGCGGUGGCCGAGAAGGUGGCCGACGAGCUCCUCGGCAAGAACGAGAUCCGAUCCAGCGAUCGGGACUCCGUGCUCAGAGCUCUCCUCAUGAGACGCAGCCAAAUUGGGGGGCCAGAGGUCACCCCCGCAGGAGACAUCCAGAUGCAGACUUUUUCAGUUUCUCAGAAGAGAGACACCUCUGACAACAUGGAGGCGUCCAUCGUUCUCACGGGUGUCUUGGAGAUCCUGGAGAAGCCGGUGGUGGCUUUUGUCCGACUGAAAGACUCCGUGGUGAUGGAGUCCACCCUGGAGUGUCCCGUUCCGGUCCGCUUCGUUUUUGUCCUGUUGGGUCCCAGCCAGAGUGGGGUGGACUACAGUGAGAGCGGGCGCGCCAUGGGGGCUCUCAUGGCCGACUGGGUGUUCUGCUUGGAGGCUUUCCUGGCCGAGACUGACAAAGACCUGACCAACGCUAUCGCCGACUUCAUGGACUGCAGCAUCGUCAUCCCCCCCACCGAGAUCCAGGACCAGGGUAUGCUUGAGCCCAUCAUCAAGUUCCAGAAGAAGAUGCUGCAGGAGAGACUCCGCCCCAACGACACCCGUCUCGCUUUUGGUGACCGGGUGAAAAUUGAUAAAGCUCCAGAACCUCCAAGAGAAGACCCUCUGGCCCGCACCGGGAUCCCCUUUGGGGGGAUGGUGAAAGACAUCAGCCGUCGGUACCGCCACUACAUCAGCGACUACACGGACGGUCUUAACGCUCAGGUCCUGGCGGCGGUCAUCUUCAUCUACUUCGCCGCCCUGUCGCCGGCCAUCACCUUUGGAGGUCUUCUAGCCGACAAAACCGAGAGGAUGAUGGGCGUGUCGGAGCUGAUGAUCUCCACCAGCAUCCAGGGUGUCAUCUUCUGCAUCAUCGCCGCCCAGCCCGUACUCGUCCUCGGCUUCUCUGGACCGCUCCUGCUCUUCGAGGAGGCCUUCUACGCCUUCUGCAAGUCUCAGGGAAUCGAAUACAUAGUGGGACGCAUCUGGGUGGGCAUGUGGCUGGUGGUCAUCGUGGUCAUCAUCGUGGCCGUGGAAGGCAGCUUCCUGGUGCGCUUCAUCUCCCGCUUCACCCAGGAAAUCUUUUCCAUCCUCAUCUCUCUCAUCUUCAUCUACGAGACCUUCUUUAAGCUCUUCAAGAUCUUCAAGGCCCACCCCUUGAUUCUGAACUACGAUAAGCUCAACGACUCUUUGGAAGACCCCUUCCACCAUGGCGUCCCAAAGAAUCCCGCCUUCAACGCCAGCAACGAGACCAGCCCUGGGUCCGCGGCGGGGAUAAAGGCCUAUCCCAACACCGCCCUGCUGUCCAUGUGCCUCAUGCUGGGAUGCUUCUUCAUCGCCUACUUCCUGCGCCUCUUCAAGAACGGCACCUUCCUGCCCGGCCCGCUGCGACGUUUGAUCGGCGAUUUCGGCGUCCCCAUCGCUAUUUUUGUCAUGAUCGCUGUGGACAUCAACAUUAAGGACACGUACACGCAGAAACUUGUGGUGCCGAGAGGUGUCCAGGUGACCAACCCACAGGCCCGAGGCUGGUUUAUCAACCCCAUGGGAGAAAAGAAGCCCUUCCCCGUCUGGAUGAUGGCCGCCUCCUGUGUCCCGGCGCUCCUCGUCUUCAUCCUCAUCUUCCUGGAGUCCCAGAUCACCACGCUGAUCAUCAGCAAACCGGAAAGGAAGAUGGUGAAAGGGUCCGGCUUCCAUUUUGACUUGCUCCUCCUCGUCAUCAUGGGUGGCAUCUCCUCCAUAUUCGGGGUGCCCUGGCUGAGUGCCGCUACCGUGCGCUCCGUCACCCACGCCAACGCGCUCACCGUCAUGUCCAAGGGCCCCAAACCGGAGAUAGAAAAGGUGGUGGAGCAGAGGAUCAGCGGCAUUCUGGUGGCCAUCUUGGUUGGUGUGUCUAUUUACAUGGAGCCCAUCCUGAAGAUGAUCCCAAUGACGGCCUUGUUUGGCAUCUUCCUCUACAUGGGUGUCACGUCCCUGAAUGGCAUCCAAAUGUGGGAUCGGAUGCUUCUGUUGAUCACGCCCAAGAAGUAUUACCCAUCGGAUGCCUACGCCACAAGGGUGACCCCCAUGCGGAUGCACAUGUUCACCCUGAUCCAGCUGGUGUGCCUGGCCGUCCUGUGGGUGGUGAAGAUGAGCCCCUUGUCGCUGGCGCUGCCCUUCAUCCUCCUCCUCACCGUGCCCCUGCGUAUGGGGAUGACCGGCACGCUCUUCACAACUUUGGAGAUGAAAUGUCUGGAUGCGGACGAUGCCAAGGUGAAGAUUGAGGAGGAUGUCGGGGAGGACGUGUACAAUGAGUCUCCAUUGCCUUGAACAUACACAAAAAAAGUUGCUUUUUAAGGUGAAUUUAAUUGUAUGGAGAAAAAUAUGAGAAUAUUGGGUAUCUUUACAAACAAAAUGUUUGCUUAUGUAUUAAUUUUGGAAGGUUGCUGUCGCUAUCUCUUCUCAGUUCUCUCACAUUAUCCUUUCAUGUAGCAUUAGUUUGGGGAUCAUUUUGUUCUUUUUUUUUUAGAUGUAGAAUUUUCCUUGUGUGGAUGUUUCUUUUUGAAAUGUGAGGUCAAAUCAUUUGAAUGCAUUACAUGUCGAGGUCUAAUGUGGUUUAAACUAAUAUUUUCAUUCUCGUGCGUCAAGAUGUCUGCCUUCUUUGGGUAAAAUUCCCUCUUCUGUCGAUAUAUUUAGCCUUGUAUGAAGAGUUCAGUUCAUGCUUAUGAGAUACUCUGAAGUGUGUGUGUGUGUGUGUUAUUGCUUUUCAUGAGACACAGUGGGAAAAUACAUUUAACUGGUGCUGUUUAUUGAAAAAUAAGAGAAAAACCUUUAUACAUAUUCAUUUGUCUGUGCCAAAUAAUGUUUAUGCUUAGGAUUUUAACAUUAAAAUAAAACACUGCUAUCAA